Exophiala bonariae is the source of this 1053-nucleotide messenger RNA. RefSeq lists its product as uncharacterized. Gene Ontology annotation, molecular function: DNA binding. Bases 1 to 1053 code for a protein of 350 amino acids. The transcript has a single exon. The record is from RefSeq and is a predicted model, not a curated record. Gene Ontology annotation, biological process: regulation of DNA-templated transcription; aflatoxin biosynthetic process. NCBI's taxonomy places the organism in Eukaryota, Fungi, Ascomycota, Eurotiomycetes, Chaetothyriales, Herpotrichiellaceae. Gene Ontology annotation, cellular component: nucleus.
AUGCACUACAUAAUCAAUCAAGAUCAUCUACAAACAGACACUUUGGACGAACAUUGGCCUUUGGUACCUCCCAGUACCCCAAAUCUGCUUCAAGAUGUCCCUCAGUACUCUACUCUUUUUGAGCUAGAUGACCUGGCCUCAACCCACUACAAUAGUGCCUUACCAACCAACUUUCCACCAUUUAGUGGUACAACACUCACUGAAAACGGCCCCUCGCCGUUUGCUACAAAUUCUGGUAGAGAGAUAGCGAUGCUGGAUUUGCCAUUCGAUACUGUCACUACAGAUUCAACAGACGUGUUUUCUAGCUACGUUCCCACUCUUCCAGGCCUUGGCAGUAUCCCAACAAGCGCUGAGAAGCAAACUGAUUUGCCUGUCGCUGAGGAUCGGAAUUGCUUGACCUCGGGCGGUUGUUGUUUUGCCUUCGCUAGCAGAGCCGUCAAACACCUCCAUGUUCCUUCUUCGCUGUGCUUAUCAACAGUACAACCGGAAGAUUCGAGCUCUAGAGCCAAGCAGCUUGCACCUCGAACAGCAGAUUCUGUGCUCAUUGCGAACAGUGAAGCUAUCCUUGCAAUGAUGAAAAUCUUGCGUUGCUCUUGCUCCUUGAAACCUCAACUCCAAAUGCUUUUGGCCACAAUAUGCGACAAACUUAUAGCAUGGUACUAUGCUGUGGCUUGUGGGAAGGAGAGGUUUGACUUGAACUCAACACCCACUACCCCUGACCCGAAAUGGCAUGUUGACUCCACAAGAAAAGAACGUGUCUUACGCCGAUCCGUGAACAUCGGAGAGUAUUGCCUUGAAGAUGCUGCUGGAGUACAGAUCAUAGCACGUGUGGUAAUGUCUCAUCUGCAAAAAUUGGAAUAUCUCAUUGUCCUGUUGUCAAAGCGAAUCAAAAGUUCAAACACAAACAGUACACGACAGAAUGUGGACCAUCACUCCUCUUUCCACUCAGACCCGAAAGCUGUUUUUGGGAUAUUUAGCCAGAGUCUCACAGCUUAUCUCACUGGGCAAUCACAAGCGGCUCAGAAGGAAUUAGAACGUUUGAUUGGUUCGUAG